Messenger RNA from Triticum turgidum subsp. durum (durum wheat), 441 nucleotides. The record is from the annotation of a GenBank genome assembly. Lineage: Eukaryota; Viridiplantae; Streptophyta; Magnoliopsida; Poales; Poaceae.
AUGGAGGUGGCAGGGAGCAUGGGAGCGAUAGCGGUGACUGGAUGCCAGGAGCUUGACGAGUUCCAUGCCGGCAGCACCCUCUCGCUCAACCUUACUGGCGGCGUGGCUGUACAAACGACGCCGGUCGACAGGGCUGGAGAAUCAGGAAAGUCCAUGAUAUCUAUGCAGAUAAAUCUUCUUUUCUGGACCGGCUUUGAUGUGGCGGAAUACAAGGGCUAUACGACAGUCAACCAUGUCAUCGUGUACCAGACAAUCAAACUAAGAAAUAAGUUAAGGGAGGCGGGACCCGACCCUGAUGACAGCCAAAAUCAGGCCCCACUCCUCUCUCUCUCUCUGGCACCUACUCUUCAGAUGGCCAACAACACUUUGCCAGCAACGGCUGCUGUCCAGUUAAGAGCAAGAGAUUGGAGAAAAACUAUCAAAAAUAAGUGUCAGGUUUGA